Molecule: messenger RNA, 861 nt
Organism: Bactrocera oleae (olive fruit fly)
Lineage: Eukaryota; Metazoa; Arthropoda; Insecta; Diptera; Tephritidae
Source: RefSeq, a predicted model, not a curated record
ACAAAAUCAAAUAUAUUUCACAUAUUUUCCAUCUUUGCGCUGGUUGAGAUUCACAGCAUAACGUAACUUCACGAAGCAAACGUUUGUCUGCUAUCACAGCUAUCUCGGAUUAAUAAAAUUUGUAUGAACAUCUGCGUAUUAUCUGAUUUAUAUGAUUUUUAUUUACAUUCAGUAGUUGUUAUCAUUCCUCAACUGUGUUUUGCUACCGAAUAGCGAUAUAAAAAGCUGUCUGAACAAUUAAAACAAAUUUAGUCAUAACUGAGCAAGAAAAACACACGGUAUUCUAAUUAAAAUGAAGUCCCACACACAGAUAUGCAUUUCGUUGCUUCUCUUAACCACAAUCAGUUUACUGGUGCAACAGACAAUAGCGGCGUGCGGUGUCUGUGGCAGCAAUGGCAUUGCCUGCAUCAGUGAGACGCAAUUCAAUAUUUGUUUUAACAAUCAACCCGACAACAGCACUGUCCAAGAAUGUCCCAACGGUGGCACCUGUACUAGUCUGCUGAUAAAAUGUUCGAACGCAGCUAAUGCUCCAGCUGAUUGCACUGCCGCAACUUGUGGCUGUACCGUGGACAGUCCUAUGUUUGUUUGCACCAGUCGCACCACCUUUGCUCAAUGCAAUGGCGCGGAGGUCGUCACAACGGGCACGUGUCCGACCGGUUUAACAUGUGCGGCACAGAGAGGCGGGGAUAUUUGUGUCGAUGCAUGUUAUUUGGAUGGUGAAAUAGAGUGCGAUCUCGAUGCUCCUGCGAGUUAAAUACAUCGUUCUUCGAAUAGAGAAUUGCUUGUACUUCUCUAGGCUAAAAUUGUUUGUUGUAUAAAUAAAGAUAAAAGUCAAAUAUAUGAUAUAUUUAGUUAAAUCAA